AUGUCGGAACAGACUCAUACCAACUCUCAAGGCGAGAAGCAGACCAAGCGCGGCCUCUUUGGUCACAAGAAGGACAAGGACGUGCCCUCGUCUCAGGAUGAAAACGAGAAGGGCGAGGAUGUCGCCGUUACCACUAGCACGCCCUUCGAGCAGAUUCCUCCAGUCGGAUUCUUCUCCAUGUUCAGAUAUGCGACCAUGUUUGAGAAGUCCAUCAACGUCAUUGGCAUCUUCAAUGCGAUUCUCGCCGGUGCUGCUCAGCCCCUGAUGAGUUUGCUCUUUGGACGACUCACUCAAGACUUUGUGGGCUUCGGGACGGACUUGGCCUUAGCUCAGGCCGCGAUGCAGUCAGGAAACCAAACGGCUAUACAAGAGACUGAACAGGUACUUAGUGUGGCCGCGGCUGGGUUCCGUCAUUCGGCAGCGCUUAAUGCGUCGUACUUGGUUUACAUCGGUGUUGGCAUGUUCGUCUGCACGUACGCAUACAUGUAUAUCUGGGUCUACACAGGAGAGGUAAACGCCAAACGUAUUCGUGAGCGCUACCUCCAAGCUGUCCUGCGGCAAGAUAUCGCGUACUUCGACAAUGUUGGUGCUGGUGAAGUUGCGACGCGAAUUCAGACGGAUACCCACUUGGUCCAGCAAGGUACAUCCGAAAAGGUCGCGCUCGUGGCUCAGUUGUUCGCUGCCUUCAUCACCGGUUUCGUUCUCGCGUAUGCGCGCAACUGGCGUCUGGCACUUGCUAUGACGUCGAUCCUUCCAUGCGUCGCUAUCGCCGGGGGCAUCAUGAACAAAUUCGUCUCACGGUACAUGCAGUAUUCGCUCAGGCACGUCGCUGAGGGUGGCACGCUCGCUGAGGAGGUCAUUUCGACGGUCCGCACCGCACAGGCAUUCGGUGUUCAGAAGACCAUGGCGUCGCUUUACGAUAUUCAUAUUGAGGGCUCCCGCAAAGUUGACUCAAAGGCGGCCAUCUUCCAUGGCAUCGGCCUUGGUUUCUUCUUUUUCAUCAUUUACUCCUCUUACGCGUUGGCGUUCGAUUUCGGUACAACGCUGAUUAACGACGGCCAUGCCAAUGCCGGUCAGGUUCUCAAUGUCUUCUUUGCUAUCCUCAUCGGUUCUAUUUCACUGGCUAUGUUAGCUCCUGAGAUGCAAGCUAUUACUCAGGGUCGUGGUGCCGCCGCAAAGCUGUUUGCGACCAUUGAACGAGUACCUAGCAUUGACUCCUCUAACCCAAGCGGUCUCAAGCCUGAGAAGGUUAUCGGCGAAAUCACUUUUGAGGGCGUCAAAUUCAACUAUCCCUCUCGUCCUGACGUCCCGAUUGUGAAAGGCUUGGACAUCAGCUUCGCUGCUGGCAAGACUGCCGCUCUCGUCGGUGCAUCCGGCUCUGGCAAGUCGACGAUUGUUUCGCUCAUCGAACGUUUCUACGACCCACUAUCUGGUGUUGUCAAAAUGGACGGCGUCAACGUGAAAGACCUUAACCUCAAGUGGCUCCGUUCGCAGAUUGGUCUUGUGUCACAGGAACCCACGCUUUUUGCGACCACCAUCUACGGCAAUGUCGCACACGGUCUCAUCAACACUCCCUGGGAGCAUGCCUCGCCUGAUGAACAAUUCAAGCUCAUCAAGGAGGCGUGUAUCAAGGCCAAUGCUGAUGGUUUCAUUACCAAGCUGCCCAAUGGCUACGACACCAUGGUCGGCGAGCGUGGUUUCCUCCUGUCUGGUGGCCAGAAGCAACGUGUCGCCAUAGCUCGUGCUAUCGUCUCCGACCCUCGUAUUCUCUUGCUCGAUGAGGCGACGAGUGCUCUCGACACGCAGAGCGAGGGAAUUGUGCAGGAUGCUCUCGACAAGGCUGCGGCUGGACGCACGACGGUCACGAUUGCGCAUCGUCUAUCGACGAUCAAGAACGCGGAUCAAAUUUUCGUGAUGGGUGAGGGUCUUGUUCUUGAGCAGGGCACGCACGAUCAGCUCCUGGCCAACGAGGGCGGAGCCUACUCCAAGCUUGUGCAGGCACAGAAGCUCCGGGAGAGUCGCGAGCAGGAUGCCACCACCACUCCGGAAGAUGAAGACACAAUUCCAGGGUCAGCCGUGAGCAAGGAUAUGGAGAAGGAGGCAGAACAGGAGAUCCCUCUUGGCCGCCAAAACACGAAGCAAUCUCUCGCUAGCGAGAUUGUGAAGCAACGGAAUGAAGAGAAGGCGAUGUAUGAUAUCAAUGAGGACGAUUAUAGCAUGCCGUACUUGUUCAAGCGCAUUGCCCUUCUGAACAAGGCCAGUCUGCCAAGGUAUGCUAUUGGGGCUUUCUUUGCGAUGAUGACUGGAAUGGUCUUCCCUGCCCUCGGUAUCGUCUUCGGUAAAGGUAUCGCUGGCUUCUCCGACCCGUCGAAUCAGCAAAGACGCCACGACGGCGACCGGAAUGCCCUCUGGUUCUUCCUGAUUGCCAUCGUCUCCUCCUUCGCAGUUGCAGCGCAAAAUUUCAACUUUGCCGCCUCUGCUGCCAUCAUCACUGCCAAACUCCGCUCGCUCACUUUCAAAGCAGUUCUGCGCCAGGACGUCGAGUAUUUCGAUCGGGAUGAAAACGCCACCGGCGUUCUCACCGCGAAUUUGAGCGACAAUCCGCAGAAGAUCAAUGGUCUUGCCGGCAUCACUCUGGGCACGAUCGUGCAAUCGUUAACAACCAUUGUUGGUGGUUCCGUCAUUGGUUUGGCCUACGCAUGGAAGCCCGCCCUCGUCGGUAUUGCCUGCAUUCCCGCCGUUGUCUUCGCUGGAUACAUUCGUCUCCGCGUUGUCGUCCUGAAGGAUCAAGUCAACAAGGCCGCCCACGAGAGUUCUGCUCAGAUGGCUUGCGAAGCCGCCGGCUCCAUUCGUACCGUUGCCUCCCUCACCCGUGAGGACGACUGCGUCCGUCUGUAUAGCGAGUCGCUUGAUGGUCCCCUCCGCCAAUCCAACCGCACGGCCCUCUGGAGCAAUCUUAUGUUCUCCCUGUCUCAGUCUAUGGGCAUGUUUGUCAUCGCGCUUGUCUUCUGGUACGGCUCGACGCUCGUCUCGCGCCUUGAGAUGCCCACGAACGCGUUCUUCGUUGUCCUCAUGAGUACGACGUUCGGUGCCAUCCAAGCCGGAAACGUUUUCUCGUUCGUGCCGGAUAUGUCGUCAGCGCGCAGCGCGGCAGCCUCGAUCAUCAAGCUCCUCGACUCAGUGCCCGACAUUGAUGCGGAAUCCCCAGAGGGCAAGGUUCUCACUCCGGGUGAAGUCAAGGGCCACAUCCAGUUCGAAAACGUGCACUUCCGCUACCCUACACGCCCUGGCGUUCGUGUCCUCCGCGACUUGUCCCUGACCGUCGAGCCUGGCACCUAUGUCGCGCUCGUUGGUGCCAGUGGAUGUGGGAAGAGUACGACGAUCCAGCUCAUCGAGCGCUUCUACGACCCCUUGACUGGUCGCGUCCUGAUUGACGGAAACCCGAUUAAUGAGCUCAAUAUUCAGGAGUACCGCAAGCACAUCGCCCUUGUGUCGCAGGAGCCUACGCUGUACGCUGGUACCAUCCGCUUCAAUAUUCUGCUCGGUGCCACGAAGCCCAGGGAGGAGGUCACCCAGGAGGACCUUGAGGCCGUCUGUCGCAAUGCCAACAUCCUCGACUUCAUUCAAUCGUUGCCCAACGGUUUUGACACUGAAGUCGGUGGCAAGGGCUCUCAACUAUCCGGCGGUCAGAAGCAGCGCAUCGCCAUCGCUCGUGCUCUCCUCCGCAACCCCAAGGUCCUCCUCCUUGACGAAGCUACCUCGGCUCUCGACUCCAACUCGGAGAAGGUUGUCCAGGAAGCCCUCGAUCAGGCUGCUCGCGGACGGACAACGAUCGCCAUUGCUCACCGUUUAUCGACGAUCCAGAACGCGGACUGUAUCUACUUCAUCAAGGAAGGUCGCGUCAGCGAAGCGGGCACGCACGAUGAACUUCUCUCGAUGCGCGGCGACUACUAUGAGUACGUGCAGCUUCAGGCCCUCAGCAAAAAAUAA
This is a messenger RNA of Coniophora puteana RWD-64-598 SS2, 3990 nucleotides long. RefSeq names its product ste6-like protein. Gene Ontology annotation, biological process: transmembrane transport. Gene Ontology annotation, cellular component: membrane. Bases 1 to 3990 code for a protein of 1329 amino acids. The transcript is spliced from 11 exons. NCBI's taxonomy places the organism in Eukaryota, Fungi, Basidiomycota, Agaricomycetes, Boletales, Coniophoraceae. Gene Ontology annotation, molecular function: ATP binding; ABC-type transporter activity; ATP hydrolysis activity. The record is from RefSeq and is a predicted model, not a curated record.